Neurospora tetraspora is the source of this 385-nucleotide messenger RNA. RefSeq lists its product as uncharacterized. Bases 35 to 223 code for a protein of 62 amino acids. The record is from RefSeq and is a predicted model, not a curated record. Lineage: Eukaryota; Fungi; Ascomycota; Sordariomycetes; Sordariales; Sordariaceae. The transcript has a single exon.
GACAACAUCCCGCCCCUUCGCAAGGUCGUUCCGUAUGAUUCGGAGCACCAGAUCAGAAGGAUGGGUGGUCUCGGUGCCUCCGGGGUUUGAAGCGGAAUUUGGAGUGCAGGCUAGUGCUAGGGAGGUGAACUUGGCUGAGGCUGAGGCUGAGGCUUCUUCUUCUGCGAACCCUUUUGGCGGUCAGCAGAAGAUUGACUGGAAGGGUAAGGGAAAGGAGAUCUAGCCGGACCUGCCUCGCUCGUCGUUGUCGUCGUCGUCGUCGUGUGCCCCCCCAUGGCGUCCGGCUCUGACCAAAAGAAGGCGUUUGUUUGGUACUUUUCUUUGCUGGAGCAAGACGAGCUGCUGGCAGCACGGCUGGAAACAUCACAAUAGGCCUGCCGAUCGA